This is a messenger RNA of Brassica napus (rape), 2371 nucleotides long. Its product is annotated as E3 ubiquitin-protein ligase MBR2-like. The transcript has 5 exons. Bases 602 to 2104 code for a protein of 500 amino acids. Gene Ontology annotation, molecular function: ubiquitin protein ligase activity. The record is from RefSeq and is a predicted model, not a curated record. Lineage: Eukaryota; Viridiplantae; Streptophyta; Magnoliopsida; Brassicales; Brassicaceae.
GUUCGAUACGUGUUAUUGUUUGUAUAUUAGCUCUGAUUGAAAGGGCAGAGUUUCUUUAAUUGUUGUUAUAUGUGCUCUGUAUCUAUUAUACGUCUCUCUGUUUUUUGGUCUCCGGGGAACAAAAGGGGCGUUUUGUUUAUUGGAAAGUCCGUGUAAUUCGAUUGAACGUGCAGCACCUUUUUUUUUUCUCUCUCUUUCCACGAUCAUAUAAUCAGCUUUGUGGUCUGAUGUUUAUGAUUCAUCAAGUUGGUGUUUUGCUCUGGAUGAUCUAUACAUCCACUUCUAUGUUCUUCCCGCAAGCUUUGUUUAUUUGUUUGUGUUCCUUUGUUUAGCUUGCUUUAGGUUUGGUGGAAGAUCAUCCUUAAAUCUUUUGAUGACUUGUUGAAUCUGUGUUUAUGUUAUUUUAUAUUGAAUUCUCUUGGUUGGGGACCAUUAGUAAUCCCCUCUCUUUUUUGCUGGUCUGAUGUUUAUUAUUCAUAAAGUUUGUUUGGUGUAACUGUUUGUUUGGUGUAACUGAAUAUUCUAUUUGAGCUUCAGGCAGGAUACAACUUUUGAUCAGAUAUCUCAUAAGGUAUUGUUUUUGUCUGCAGGGAAAGGAUGGAUGGAUGUGCUUACCCCGAUGGUUCUGCCUCGAAAAGCAACCGGUCCUGUACUGCGUGAGAAUAUGAAGAAGAAAGAUGAAAAGAAUGUCCCUUUCUGCAGCCAAAUUGCCUGUAGUGCAAAGGUAACCUCCACCAAGGGAAGCAGGAUUGGCCCUACGGUUGACAAUACAAAAGUUGGCAGGCCUGGAAAGGCAAUUGUUGGGAGUUCAUCUCGAACUCCGGGUGGAUUUGGAUACUUAAGAAAGCCAGCCAUAGGUACUACUGGCAGGAGACAGCCCUCAUCUAAUGUGGACAGAGAUUCUUCAGAGACGAGCAGUAUUCAUGAUGAUCCAGCGGCGGUUAAGCCCAUCCUUCCUCGCCUAAAGACUAAGAGAAGCGCAAUCAGUGUUCAGUCUCAAAACACCGUCUCUAGAGAAGUCGUAGGAAUUAGCUCAAGUAGAGGAACCACCAGAAGUAGUCAUCAGAAACCUGACUUGCGCACUCUAGAUACUCUAAUGCCUCCCUCUGUCUCUUCUUCUUCUGGUGGCGACCACACUCUAAGAGGUGGUCUGAGCAGGAAUGGAUUGAGAAACUUGAGGUGCAACUCUGUCUCUGAUGUACUUCCAACUAAAUCAAGCUCUGGAACAAAAGUCAGUGUGACUAAAAAGAAAAACUCUGAUGGAGAGAGCAGCUCCUCUAGCCAAGGCAGUAAGAGUAGCGUGUCGGUGAUGAAGGGAAGGAAUCAAAGCUCUUCUCAUGGAAACGGCGUCACAGUUUCUGAUAACAGAAGGAAUCGUAUGGUACCAACUAUCAGGGAUAAUAGUGUUGUUUCAAGUAGUGGUAGGAGAUCAGGGCGACUUGGAGUUGUUGCAUCCCCUGCUACUUCUCGACAAACGCCUCAACCUGCAACACCAAUCAAUCCCAAUCAUUCUCUUUCUGUUACUCCAUCAAAUAGUCACAGUAGUACUGGCCGGUUAAGUAGCAUGAUUCCUGGUAGCCCCUCAGAAGCUCACCCUUCAAGCUCUUUGGUGGACCGGGAUGGUUUAAGUCGCUACAACAUGAAUGGAAUUGCAGAGGUAUUGUUGGCCCUGGAAAGAAUUGAACAUGAUCAUGAGCUUACAUACGAGCAACUGGCUUCUUUAGAGACAAAUCUCUUCUCAAGUGGUAUGAUCAGAUUCCACGAUCAGCAUAGCGAUAUGAGGAUUGACAUUGAUAACAUGUCAUAUGAGGAACUACUAGCUUUGGGGGAUGAAAUAGGUACAGUGAGCACAGCUCUAAGCGAAGAAGCACUCUCGAGAAGCCUCAAGAAAAGCAUUUAUCAAGAGACAGAUGAAACCGGUGCCAUUUCGCUGGAUAAGGAUGAUGAUAUCAAGUGCAGUAUUUGCCAGGAAGAGUAUGUUGAUGGAGAUGAAGUAGGGACUAUGCCAUGUGAACAUAUGUACCAUGUGAGCUGUGUACAACAAUGGCUACGGAUGAAGAACUGGUGCCCUAUCUGCAAAACCUCCGCUGAGGAAAAGUCGUAGUGAUGAUGCCACACCAAACUUUAGCUUUUGGGAUAUGAUUCCAAGAUGAUGCAGAGAUACAUCGCUUCUUCUUCUUAUUCUUCUUUUGCACCAAGUGCUUGUCUCUACAUCAUCUUUGCUCUCUAUCUCUCUUCUCUUCUGUACAUAAAACCUUUUUUUUUUGGCCGGAUAGGGGUACAAAUGGGCAUAUAGAUCAGGUGACCAUCUCUUUCCCCACUUGUAUCAAAGCUCAACUUUUGAUUUGAACCUGAAACAUUUUGUAGUUUA